UUAGAACAGGAGAAUCACGUUACAGUGAGGCUUCAACCAAAUUUGCGUGCUUACAACACAAGGAAAAUCCCCAAAAUCAAACUGCUCACGGUUUGGACCUUUAAGCAAUGGGAUAAUUCACCUAUCCAAUCCGAAAUACUCUGGGCUGUAUGCGGUCUAGGUAAAGAUGUCAUAACUAGUAAAAUGAAGCAACCAUUUCACGAUGCCAUCCUACCUGGCUCCAAUCAGAGUAAAGAAUUUAUUCUACCCUCCAACAAGGUUGACGAGAUCCAGAUCGUCUGCGCCUUAUACAUGAAUGAUCAAGCCUACCCUGUCGUCACUGAACACAAUGUGCUACUAUUUUACAUCUACCUGGAUCGUCUGAACUGUACGCAACAUAUGGUUGUUCAUUUUGAAGAACUGACUUCUGUACUGCCUAGUCAGGUUUCGAGAUUCUCCCUGGUUGAGGCUCUGAGGAAGCUAAAAAGGCUUGAUCCCAGCUACGGCCACGACACUGUCUGCCAUACUGGCGCAGUGUUGACCAGAGAGGUCAAUCUGAAGCUGAAACAAAUUGAGAAAAGAACUGGUCCUCUUGUUCAGCAACUAAACUCAUAUCUCAGUUGCACAUCCUAUUCUUUAGGAAAUAUGAGUAACCAGCCCCAUGAAUUGAUCAUGACUCCUCCAAUUGUCUUUGGUCUCCAUGUCCUCAUAUGCAGUAACAAUCAACAAGAUACAAGCUAUUUUUCGAUCUUUAUCACAGGUUAG
Molecule: messenger RNA, 744 nt
Organism: Protopolystoma xenopodis
Lineage: Eukaryota; Metazoa; Platyhelminthes; Monogenea; Polystomatidea; Polystomatidae
Source: the annotation of a GenBank genome assembly